Messenger RNA from Lontra canadensis (Northern American river otter), 1667 nucleotides. It is a transcript of the gene CXCR6, whose product is annotated as C-X-C motif chemokine receptor 6. NCBI's taxonomy places the organism in Eukaryota, Metazoa, Chordata, Mammalia, Carnivora, Mustelidae. The coding region runs from base 171 to 1256 and encodes 361 amino acids. The record is from RefSeq and is a predicted model, not a curated record. Gene Ontology annotation, cellular component: membrane. The transcript has 2 exons. Gene Ontology annotation, biological process: G protein-coupled receptor signaling pathway; inflammatory response; chemotaxis. Gene Ontology annotation, molecular function: coreceptor activity; C-X-C chemokine receptor activity.
UCUGACCCCCAAAUUACACAGAUGCAGGCUGGUCACGUGGAUUCUGAUGAACAAGGCAGGGGUGGGUAGGGCUGGGUCUCUUAUGAUCACCAACCAAGGGCUCUCAGAAGACAGUCAACGGAAACACGGACCACAUCACAGAGAGACAGAGGCAGACCUUGCUGCUUCGAAUGAGCUCACUUCUAGGACAAACUGACAGAGUCUCUUCGCCGGCGUUCACGGGAACGCGCGCCAUGGAGGAUGACUACGUCGACCCUGUGUUCUUCAACACUUCCAAUGACAGCAGCCAGGGGCACGAACGCUUCCUGGAGUUCCACAAGUUCUUUUUGCCCUCCGUGUACCUGGUGGUGUUCGUCUGCGGCCUGCUGGGGAACUCGCUGGUGCUGAUUGUGUACGUCUCCUACCAGAAGCUGAAGAGCUUGACCGACGUGUUCCUGAUGAACCUGCCCUUGGCUGACCUGGUGUUCGUCUGCACUCUGCCCUUCUGGGCCUAUGCCAGCAUCCACGAGUGGGUCUUCGGCAAAGUCAUGUGUAAGACCCUGCUGGGCAUCUACACCUUGAACUUCUACACGUCCAUGCUCAUUCUCACCUGCAUCACCAUGGACCGCUUCGUUGCGGUGGUUCGGGCCACCAAGGCCUACAACCAGCAGGCCAGGCGGAUGGCCUGGGGCAAGGCCAUGUGCUUGCUUAUCUGGGUGAUCUCCCUGCUGGUUUCUCUGCCACAGAUCAUCUACGGCAACGUCCAUGACCUCGACAAGCUUGUCUGUGGCUAUCACAAUGAAGAGAUUUCCACUGUAGUUCUCGCCGCCCAGAUGACGCUGGGGUUCUUCUUGCCCCUGCUCGCCAUGAUGGUGUGCUACUCGGUCAUCAUCAAGACCCUGCUUCACGCCCGAGGCUUCCGGAAGCACAAGUCCCUGAAGAUCAUCUUCCUGGUGGUGGCUGUGUUCCUACUGACCCAGACGCCCUUCAACCUCGUGAAGCUCAUCCAUAGCACGAGCUGGGAGUACUCCACCAUGACCAGCUUCCACUACGCCAUCAUCAUCACAGAGGCCAUCGCCUACCUGCGGGCCUGCCUUAACCCCGUGCUCUACGCCUUUGUUGGCCUGAAGUUUCGGAGGAACUUCUGGAAACUCAUGAGGGACAUUGGCUGUCUCCCUUACCUGGGUGUCUCAGGUCCAUGGAAGUCUUCCGAGGAGGCUUCCAAGACCUGUUCUGCCUCUCACAACGUGGAGGCCACCAGCAUGUUCCAGCUGUAGGCCUUCCCCGGGCCCGGAGAGCUGCUCGGGAGCACGGCUGUGCGCUCUGGGUGCAACGAGGAAGGCUUUGUUUAUGGCUCGUGUUCUCGUGCGUUCUCAUGGAGAAGUCACCGAACCCUGCAGCUGGUGUGGGACACUGCUUCUCGGGCAUGAACACAUUCCGCUUUCCUUUAGACCCCCAGGCCUGAAGCUCAGUGUGUGUUGGGGGGAAGCUCUAAAAACUGGAAGGGCUUUCCCUCCUCUAUGCCCAAGAACGCUGGCUCCAAGGGAAUGAUGUGUGAACCUUAAGACCUCAGGUUCUCCUUCAUGGCGACUGGGGCUGAAGGCUGAAGAGGGGACCAUUGCCACACAGCUGCUUAGGGCAGGUGAUGGUUCGGGCUCCCCAGUCCGGAACAUUCCUCUGGCCACUGG